Prunus armeniaca (apricot) is the source of this 297-nucleotide messenger RNA. Lineage: Eukaryota; Viridiplantae; Streptophyta; Magnoliopsida; Rosales; Rosaceae. The record is from the annotation of a GenBank genome assembly.
AUGAACCACACCAAGAAACACAGUCACGAAUAUAGCCCGAUCAUCCGCCAUCGUCGUGGAUCCAAGAAAAGUGUUGAAGGAAGUCUUGGGGUGGUUCUGGUGGAGCCAGAGUACGGCCGUGUUGAAAUUUGUGUCACAAAAACGGAUAGUGUCGACGCUGAAGAUGAGCUUGAGGGUGGUAAGGAGAUUGUGGGACCAAGCCAAGGGAAGAAGUUGCUUCAAAUAUUUAAGACAGGGUGGAUUAGUAGACCUCCAAGGUCUAUUUCAGAGGGAAGGCAAGUUGCAGAAGGAGGGUAA